This is a messenger RNA of Xenopus tropicalis (tropical clawed frog), 4218 nucleotides long. It is a transcript of the gene klhl26, whose product is annotated as kelch like family member 26. The record is from RefSeq and is a predicted model, not a curated record. The transcript is spliced from 6 exons. The coding region runs from base 443 to 2206 and encodes 587 amino acids. Lineage: Eukaryota; Metazoa; Chordata; Amphibia; Anura; Pipidae.
CCAGACAGGCAUUUGUAGAGGGAGCAUGUGACCAGCUAACCAGGAAGCCAGACUGCCUGUAAGGAGGAGUGUAGCUGAGAGACAGAUGAGGUGAGCAGCCUGGUUUGCAACUAUGUGCCUGCAGCUCGUGGAUCUCUUUUUUUUACUAGACAAAAACAAGACCAUGUGCUGUUGGUGAUGUUUUUUAAAGCUCUACCUGAGUGGCUUUCUACCUGGGAAACAUGGCGGAAUCCGGCGGAGGGGAAUUUGUCUCCAUCCGGCAGAGCAGCUGUGUGUUUGGGGUCAUUAUCAUGCUGCAGAAUGAAUUUGGAACCAAUCCGAUGCCUCCCUGAUACUACUGCAUGACGCAUAAGGAUCUACUUGUACUGCAUUGAGACGUUUGGCUUUGUUUACAACUUGGCAGAAUGGCUUUUUGGUCGCAACUCUUUCAAGAAGACCAUGCAUGGCAGAUAAGAGCAGCAGUGUGAAAUGUACCUUUUCUGCUCCUGGCCACAGCACAACUCUCUUACAAGGACUAACCACACUGCGCGCUCAGGGCCAGCUGCUCGAUGUUAUUCUUACAAUAAACAAUGAAGUGUUUCAAGUUCACAAAGUGGUCCUCGCAGCUUGCAGUGACUACUUCAGGGCAAUGUUCACUGGAGGCAUGAGGGAAGCAAACCAAGAUGUUAUUGAAUUAAAAGGUGUCUCUUCUAGAGGACUUAGACACAUCAUUGACUUUGCAUAUAGUGCAGAAGUAACUUUAGACCUAGACUGCAUUCAUGAUGUUUUAGGAGCAGCAGUAUUUCUUCAGAUGGUACCAGUUGUGGAGCUUUGUGAAGAAUUUUUGAAGUCUGCAAUGAGUGUGGAAACGUGCUUGAAUAUUGGACAAAUGGCUACAACCUUUAGUUUGGCAUCUCUAAAAGAGUCUGUUGACUCAUUCACGUUUAAGCACUUCCUUAAGAUUGCUGAAGAAGAAGAUUUUCUUCAUUUGCCUUUGGAAAGAUUGGUUUUCUUUCUUCAAAGCAAUAAGCUGAAAAACUGCAGUGAAAUAGAUUUAUUUCAUGCUGCAAUUCGUUGGCUACAGUUUGACUAUUCUCGCCGUGCUAAUGCUAGCCGUGUCCUUUGCCAUAUUCGUUUUCCAUUAAUGAAGUCUUCAGAAUUGGUGGACAGUGUUCAAACAGUAGAUAUAAUGGUGGAGGAUGCAUUAUGCAGACACUAUCUUCUUGAAGCUUUCAACUACCAAAUAUUGCCAUUCCGGCAGCAUGAGAUGCAAUCUCCUAGAACAGUAAUUAGAUCCGAUGUCUUUUCACUCGUUACAUUUGGUGGCACGCCUUAUACAGAUAAUGACAGAACAGUGAGCAACAAAGUGUACUACUUACCAGAUAUAUGUGCUCGGCAAUUUAAGGACCUAAAUGAAAUGGAAAUAGGAUGCAGCCAUGCUUGUGUUGCAGUGCUUGAUAAUUUUGUCUAUGUUGUAGGUGGACAGCUUUUGCAGUACAGAAGUGGUGAGGGAGCUGUUGAUGUCUGUUUUCGCUAUGAUCCCCAUUUAAAUCAGUGGUUGCGCAUACUGGCCAUGCAGGAGAGCAGAAUUCAGUUCCAACUCCAUGUUUUGAAUGGAAUGCUAUAUGCUACUGGAGGGCGAAACCGCUCUGGAAGUUUGGCAUCUGUGGAGAGGUACUGUCCAAAAAACAAUGAAUGGACCUAUGUUUGUUCACUUAAACGAAGAACAUGGGGGCAUGCUGGUGCUACACUUGGUGGAAGGCUCUAUAUAUCAGGAGGUUAUGGAGUAUCUGUUGAUGAUAAAAAAUCUCUUCAUUGUUAUGAUCCUUCUGUAGAUCAGUGGGAAUUCAAAUCUCCAAUGAAUGAACCAAGAGUCCUGCAUGCAAUGGUUGGAACAAAAAAUAGAAUUUAUGCUCUUGGAGGACGGAUGGACCAUGUUGAUCGAUGUUUUGAUGUGUUGGCUGUUGAGUAUUAUGUUCCAGAGACUGACACGUGGACAACAGUGAUCCCAAUGAAAGCUGGGCAAUCUGAGGCAGGUUGCUGUCUGUUGGAUAAGAAGAUUUAUAUUGUAGGUGGCUACAACUGGCACUUAAACAAUGUGACUAGUAUUGUCCAGGUAUAUAAUACAGAAACUGAUGAGUGGGAAAGGGACCUUCACUUUCCAGAAUCAUUUGCUGGAAUAGCAUGUAUAUCUGUCAUAUUACCACAAAUUAUAUCUCAGAGAUAACCAAAUACGAAAUAAGAAUAAAAGGUACAAAGUUUAAAAUCUAGGACUAUUUUUUAUACUCCAAAAUAUUGCACAUUAAAAGGUAAAGAAAGAUUAUAUGACGUGUUUUAUAUUCAAAUGUGUAUUGCAUUAAGUGAUUCAGUUAUACUGUGUGAACUAUUAAAAUAGAAGAAAUGUAAAGGGGAGAAUCCUGUUUUAAGAACAUGCAGACUGACUUUUUUUACAGUGUUAGAAGGGAAACCAUACACCCUAAAACCAAAACAGCUUGGUGCAUUCAAGAUAGGAGGUUGACCUCCAAAAACCCUCCAAGAAUAAAAGACUACAUUGGAUAUUUUAAACUGUAUGUAGUGCUCCAGCUUUUACACUUUUGCCUUUGUGUACUGAUGAGAUGUUUAAGGUAACCAUCCACAGAAAGAUCUACUUGUUUAGAGAGGUUAAAAAAAAAGCAAAUUAUUACCCAUUUUAGUCUCCAAACUGGUUAGCCAAAGGGCCCCUCUGAUCCAAUUUUUAUUCUGUAACCCUUGUUUGUUAUAUAGUUGUAAGACCUCUCUUUGUUUUAAAUCAAAGUUAAGUGCUGUGAAACUUGCUGGUGCUAUAUAAAUAAGUGAUGAUGAUGGUCCAGUUGUUGGGGCCAGAAACAAUAUUUGUUUCAAAGAUUGGCCUAUGCAGGCACAUUAUCCAUUAAGCUCUUCUAUAUAUAGUUCCCUUUUAGACUGAGAUUCUUGAAUAUUUUCAGCUCAAGCAUAAAAUCAAUUCAUUAAAAUCCCUUGUCUUGUUUAUAAUGAUGUAAGAGACAGAGCUAAAAUUAUUACAUUAAAAUGCUGACUACUGAUGAGAAACAGAAUUAUCAGUAUACCUGGGAAUUAUGUCAAUACACUCCUAUUAAAUUUUUCAUGGGCAUCUUCCCAGGAUACUCAACUGAAAAAAAGUGUAUACUUACAUAUACAUAUACACAAAACUUGUCCUGGUUUGGCCAAAUGGCCACUAUUCAAUGAAGUGCAUGUGAAAUCCUGCAGUUGCUGUCAGGUCCAGCCAGGUGGUAAUUGGUAGUGUUCUGGGAUGCAAUUUAUUGGGACAAGCUAACCAGGUGCAGUGACUUUCACUGCAAGGUGCUUGUAGUAUGUAUGGAUGCAGGUACCUUUGAAAACAGAAUCAAUGCACUUUAAUAUUACAUCCAUUGGGGAAGGGGGGGGGGGGGGGGGCUGCCAUGGGGCCAUUAGUUAGAAAACCUACCUCCAGAUCCUUAGGAUUCAAUUUUAAAAUUGACUAGCUCAAAUCCAGUCUCUUCAUUUUUCCCUUCUUGUUACUCCAUCCUAGACCAUCUUAAGCUAAAAAAGUUACACUAAAUGGCCAGAAGUAUGUGGCACCUAUUGUUCUAACAUGUUAUUUCAAAACCAAGAGUAUUGAUGAAAUUAUAAGGGGUGUAUGCAUACUUGUGGCUAUAUUGUGUAUAUAAUGCAGCUUUACAUAUAGGAAUAAAGCAAACUGAUCUAUGUAAUGGAUAAAUUUUUUGUGAAUAAAAUCAGAAUUCUGUCUGUAAAUUUGAAAUCAAAAAGAUUAAAACAUGUAUUGUAUAGAUGUACUUUGACUUAACAAACAAUAACGGGCAUUGGAUAUGUAGGAGAAAUGUGUUUUUCCAGUAGCGAAACUUUGCACAUAUUGUCUUUACUUGUAUGCAGUGUUUUAAUUUCCCUGCAUAACCUUACCUAUAUUUAGGUAAAAAUAUUAGAAAACUGUGAUCAUUUUGUUUUAUCUGUACAUUACUACUAAUGCAAGCACAAAAAAAUAAAUUAAGCUAGCUUAUUAAAGCAGUUGUCUAUUCAAAUGUCAAUAUCGUUUAAUCAAUAUGGUGACUGAAAAUCCAAACCUGCUGCAAUAUUCUGUGUUGCUUUUUAAAAGAGCGUUGAAACUGUAUCUGUGGGUACUGGCAUUGCAUUGGGCUGGUAUAUAACGGUGUAUACAGCUGUAAAGCUGGCCAUACACGCACCAAUAAAAUCUUACAAAGAUUUUCA